Messenger RNA from Musca vetustissima, 1025 nucleotides. RefSeq names its product mitochondrial nicotinamide adenine dinucleotide transporter SLC25A51. The coding region runs from base 1 to 960 and encodes 319 amino acids. The transcript has 3 exons. Lineage: Eukaryota; Metazoa; Arthropoda; Insecta; Diptera; Muscidae. The record is from RefSeq and is a predicted model, not a curated record.
AUGGUUGUGGAACCGAACCAUAUAACACAGGCUACUAGGCAAAAAACACCACACGACAAUGUAAACAUUCCGCCUGGACGCAGUAUAUUCGUCGAACGUUUCUUCGGUUCGUUCGACUGGAGGGAGUUUGCUUGCGGUUGUGGAGCUGCUUUCGUAAAUAUUGGCAUCACAUAUCCUAUAUAUAAAAUGAUUUUUCGACAAAUAUUGCAUGAUGUACCCAUAACAUCGGCAUUUAGCCAGCUGCGGCAUGAAGGACUAAUGUUUUUGUAUCGCGGUAUGUUUCCACCUCUCGCCCAGAAAACUAUAUCGCUGUCAGUGAUGUUCGGCAUCUUUGAUGGUACAAGGCGAUAUCUAGUUGAUGACUACCAUAUGAAUGCGUACAAAGCAAAAAUUAUUGCCGGAAUUGCAGCAGGAACGGUAGAAACAAUUUUAUUGCCGUUUGAGCGGGUUCAGACAUUGCUGGCGCAUUCGAAAUAUCAUGAGCAUUUUGCGAAUACGCAUCUUGCUUUUAGAUACGUUCUCACAAAUCAUGGAUUUAAGGAACUGUAUAGAGGGAUUGUACCUGUACUAUGGAGAAAUGGCCCUUCUAAUGCACUGUUUUUCAUAUUGCGAGAAGAAGCUAGUGAACGUUUACCUCAAAGAUCAUCAUUAUCCACAAAAGCUGCACAAGAAUUUGUUUCCGGUGCCAUUAUAGGAGCCAGUAUAAGUACAAUAUUUUAUCCAUUAAAUGUCAUCAAGGUGGCAAUGCAAAGUGAUAUGGGACACGCUGCAGAAAGUAUGACACAAUCAUUUUUAAAAAUAUAUCGCGAACGUGGUAACAGCAUUGCACAUUUCUACCGUGGCUGCGGAUUUAAUACGGCACGAUCAUUCGUAAGUUGGGGUGUCAUGAAUGCGGCCUAUGAAAAUAUGAAAAAAGUUAUAACGCCCAACGUGUAUUUGGAAAUUCGAACUGAGAAUUAAAAACAUGGACGAUAAUGCAGAUGAUAUACACCCAACGAUUUAUUGAUACCAAUGGCCAAAGGUAU